Messenger RNA from Blastocystis hominis, 1140 nucleotides. RefSeq lists its product as hypothetical. NCBI's taxonomy places the organism in Eukaryota, Bigyra, Opalinata, Blastocystidae. The coding region runs from base 1 to 1140 and encodes 379 amino acids. The record is from RefSeq and is a predicted model, not a curated record. The transcript is spliced from 7 exons.
AUGAUUGAUAUUAUUAUUAUAUUAAACUUUGUUUGUUUGUUUGUAAAUAAUUGCUUGGUGGUCAGUGUUGAUUCGAUGGAGCAUGUUAUCAGCAUUAGGAACUACACCGAGCUGAAAUUAGAGAACAUCCGUCUUCGGAAUGAAUUAGCUGCACAAAAGGAAAUGUAUGAACAUUGCAUUGAAGAAUUCCGCACUUUACUCCAAGAAACAAAUGAUCUAUAUAUAUCUCAAAUCGCCGAACUAAAGAAAGGAAAUCCCAUACAAACUAUACCAGAUUCCAUUCCCGUUGGCAGCAAGCCACUGCUUCCUCCGGCUCCUGUUGCCCUGGCUCCUCCGCAGGAAAAGAGGGAGAUGGAGCAUCCCAGGCCUGUCCGGAAAACGCGAUCUACAGCCUACGUCGGCUCCUGCAUUCAGGAACAUUCAAAGCGCGCUCCGAAAUCGCCGCAAGUUUCUUUCACCGAAUCCUCCUUGCGGCGCGUCAUGGUUACCUCGCUCCAGAAGAACGCGCUCGAGGAACUCUUGUACAUUUCCCUCCAACCUCGCUUUUCCCCGGAAACCAUUCCAGCGGUCCUCUCCGCUCUCCUCAGCUGCAUGCAGCAGUCCUUCUCCUUGCUGAAGACCUACGAAAUGGCUCCGAUGAACCAGAAGGUUCUUCUCUUUUCGUCCUUGUUAUACUUCGUUAUAACGCGCUUCCCCGACCUGGAGCUCGAAAACACGUGUCUCGAGCACCUCCAGGAGGAGCUGAACGCGGAGCUGGGGCAGUCCUUCGUCCACUCCAAAUUCGAUCGGUUCUCCCCCGCGUUUCUCGCGACCUUUCUCGUCCUCUUCGACCUCUGCGCGUUCUUUGACGCGCUCCCGCUCUUCAAGCUCUCGCUCUACGCCGCCUUCUCGCGCAGCGGCGUGUUCCCGCUGCAGCUCGUGAACGCAUUGUUUCUGCAUAACCGCGGGACGCUGGACCGGCUGAGCGACUGCGACGAAGCGAUCCAGUGCAUCAUCGGCGCGACGCUGCAGCGCGGAACCGUGGAAGCGCCGGAGUUCGCGGAGCUGCGUGGGAGGAGCGUCUGGGAGAGCUGGAGAGAGAGGCGUUGGAGUGUGUGGUGGACGGAGCGGGGUACGGAGAGGACAACGCGAAGUAUGUGA